Messenger RNA from Trypanosoma rangeli, 1053 nucleotides. RefSeq lists its product as uncharacterized. The record is from RefSeq and is a predicted model, not a curated record. Gene Ontology annotation, molecular function: protein binding. The transcript has a single exon. The coding region runs from base 1 to 1053 and encodes 350 amino acids. Lineage: Eukaryota; Euglenozoa; Kinetoplastea; Trypanosomatida; Trypanosomatidae.
AUGCAACUCCUCCACACCGUUAGGACGUCCGACGAGGAUGGCGCCUACGUCCUUGACGGCUGCCUCUGCAAUGGCGGCUCCUCCUUAUGCCUCUCCGUCUCCGACCACUCCAUCCGGUGCUACGACGCCCAAACUGCGGGGUUUCUCUUUACGCUUCUAGGACACACCUGCGCCAUCAAAGACGUGACGUCAUCUGCGUCGCAGCCGACGGUUCUGUACUCCUCGCAGGAGGACACGGGGGUGAUGAUCACGGACCUGCGGCAAGUGAAUCCUGCACACUUCCUGAGCGAGUUCUGCGGGGCUGGGGCGACGGGCGGUACAGUAGGAGUGACACCCAAUGGUCAGUUUCUUGGCGUUGCUGUGGACGGCGACACCCACAUCGUGGACACGCGCAUGUGGCAAACGGCGCACGUUAUAGCAAAUAUGCACCUGGACGAGAUCACUCGGCUCCGUUUUCUUGACGACACGGUGUACUGCUCUGCGGGGGAGGACCAAAUGAUCAACUUUAUUGAUUCCUCCGCAGCGGUGAAGGAAAACAACAUGCUUCUGCAGGCGAUCUCCUGCGGGGAGGUAGUGACGAAGAUGACGGCGUUUCCUGAACAUGGCGCCUUGGGACUCGUUGGCUCCUGCGAAAACGCCUACCUCUGCCCCUUUGACCUGCAGGAGCGGGAGGUGCGCUACCCACGCCCUGAUCACGCAACGUACCUUGUGGACAUGUGCGUUCUCAACGGGCAGAUCCAUCUCGUGCGCGGGGUGAGAGAUGAGGAAGGGAACGCCGGGCCACUUUUUCUCAUGAAUUGGGACACGCGCGACGUCGUGCAGUUGGCACCUGUACACAAGGAGAUCUGCCGUAUUGCCAUUGGCAUCGGGGACCGCCUCAUCACUGGUGGUGAGGACAGUCUUGUGGCCUUCUGGCGCACAGCAGACGCUGCGACUGCCUUACCCACGACGGCGCCUACGGACGCUGCUGCGUCGUGGCGGGGCAUGGUGAGGUCGCGUCACCACGUGACGAGGCCACUGCGGUCAAUGCCGUACGCUAAAGGAGUCGAUUAA